Messenger RNA from Brassica oleracea var. oleracea, 783 nucleotides. Its product is annotated as ATP-dependent RNA helicase DBP4-like. Gene Ontology annotation, biological process: translation. Gene Ontology annotation, molecular function: structural constituent of ribosome. The coding region runs from base 76 to 642 and encodes 188 amino acids. Gene Ontology annotation, cellular component: ribosome. The transcript is spliced from 5 exons. Lineage: Eukaryota; Viridiplantae; Streptophyta; Magnoliopsida; Brassicales; Brassicaceae. The record is from RefSeq and is a predicted model, not a curated record.
CGAAAUCUAUCUGUGUGAAUUUGCGGGAGCCGUUAAACCCUAGAAAGCACCACCGGCGAAGAAGAAGAAGGAGAGAUGUCGUCGGAUAAGAAAGACCACAAUUCAGAUUCCGACUCCGAUGGCCCACCUGAGGAAUUCACCCAGGAGCAGGCGAAGGUGGAAGAUGCAGCUUUGAGGAGAAUACAGAGAGAGAACAAAGCUAGGGUUGCCCGGGAAAAGAAAGAGAGUCGAAGGCAUUUGUUAGAGAAGAUAACGCCAAAGAAGUCACGAAAGAUUGAAACUUUCGAAGAAGAGGAGGCCGAGGAAGAAGAAGACCCUGAAGCUCUUGCAAACAAGGGUUUCCUUUCCAGAAACAUCAUUGACUUUCUUGCUCAGCGGGAGAAGCAGAAAAACGGUUCUGAUUCUGAACAAGAGGAGGCAAACAAACAACACCCAAGAAAGAAAAAGCAAAAGAGCUCAGGUAUUGAAACGGUUCUUUACAAGGAGAUUCCACCACCGGAAUGCUUGAAAACCGGGUUAGCUUUCUUGAAGAAGCGUAAAGCACAAGUCCCUAGAUCUUCUUCAAUCCUCAACAACUCUAGCCAAGCUCUCCGACUCAUCACCGGUGCUGCUUCAGCCAAGAAACAGCGUCAGAAAAAAUGAUAACUCUUUAAAAGAUUCAAAAUCCUUGUUGGCUUCAAUGCCAUUACAUUUUUUUUUGUUUUGGUUAAGACAUUAAACCAGUUUGCUACUUAAGUUCUACUACAUGUAUUAGAUGUUUUACUAUAAAAAAAAUUCCAUAUA